AUGGCCUUCAACUUUGUAAAACUUCCAGCACUUCAAAACGAAAAAUUUUCACUACCCAACUCAUCAACUGGUUCUGUUGUGAUGUCUCGUCCCCCAUCUGUCUCUGCAUCUAAAGAUAUUUUUUCAAACGUCUUCCAAAACAGUGUAAAAGUGGAAUUUGACAAGCUGACACAGGAAAAAACUGAGCUCCAUAGACUCUAUAUCAUGUAUUACGAGAUGUCGUACGGAUUGAAUGUCGAAAUGCACAAACAGACGGAAAUAGCAAAGAGGUUGAACGCAAUAUGUGCUCAAAUAAUCCCAUUUCUUUCCCAAGAAGUAGAAAACUUUUCAACGAAAUCAGCCAGCGACCAGGAACUAUUUGGGAAAGAUUUAAUAAUAUUCCAGUCAGCUGGUCCAGCUUCAACAGCAGCAGCAAGUAGCGGCGGCAGUGGAGCGAGCCAAACAGGUGACCAUGCAGGAGCUCAACGUCAUCAUAGGGAGAAGAAACAAAAUCAGCAUUGGGAUCAAACCUUUGUAUUCACAUUCCAGAAUGCCAAAAGAGGGGAUGAUAAUUGGUCGCUACUUAGGCUUGGCCUCUACUGA
Helobdella robusta is the source of this 582-nucleotide messenger RNA. RefSeq lists its product as hypothetical. Gene Ontology annotation, cellular component: transcription regulator complex; nucleus. NCBI's taxonomy places the organism in Eukaryota, Metazoa, Annelida, Clitellata, Rhynchobdellida, Glossiphoniidae. Gene Ontology annotation, biological process: negative regulation of canonical Wnt signaling pathway; regulation of DNA-templated transcription. The transcript has 7 exons. Gene Ontology annotation, molecular function: transcription corepressor activity; protein binding. The coding region runs from base 1 to 582 and encodes 193 amino acids. The record is from RefSeq and is a predicted model, not a curated record.